Messenger RNA from Schistosoma margrebowiei, 890 nucleotides. NCBI's taxonomy places the organism in Eukaryota, Metazoa, Platyhelminthes, Trematoda, Strigeidida, Schistosomatidae. The record is from the annotation of a GenBank genome assembly.
AAUUAGAACGCCUUGACGGCAAAUUUGACUUUGACCUUCAUGGGAGUGUCCCCUUCUCCAAAAGAUCCACAACACAAAAAACAUAGAACCAAACACAAACAUAAACACAAAAUAAAAGACAAUGUUAAAAAAGAUGAUGAGGAGUUUACGUGCCCCAAAAUUCUUCCACGACAGUAUAGCAAUAAACGGCCUCUUACCCAUGUCAAAAUCAAGAUAGAGCCUCGUGAAUCCUGCAGCCCGCCUCAUAAACGAAGACUAAAUGAUCCUGUAAUAUUGAAGCCCAGGUCUCCUCGAAGAAGCGGCAGAGUUAGUUCUCCGGUUGUCUUAAGGGACAGUGAUGACAUAUCUGAAUCCAAACCUAAUCUCGGGAAAAGCGGAUUAUUAGACGGAAACUCCGGUCCGGUUGUUAAACAGAAAGCCAACUUUGAAUUAUCAGGCAAACUUGCGGAGGAUACAAAUGUUUUUAAAGGUGUUGUGAUAAAAUACAAUGAACCAGAAGAUGCUAGAAAACCCACCACACAUUGGAGAUUGUAUGCUUUCAAGGGGAAUAAAACACUAUCCGUACUGCAUAUACAUAGACAAAGUGGAUUCUUAAUUGGCCGCGAUCGAAAAAUUGCAGACAUUCCUAUGGAUCAUCCAAGUAUUUCGAAACAGCAUGCUGUUUUGCAGUAUAGACUUGUUCGUGGCCUGAUCCGCUUGUAUAUCAUCGAUUUGGAGUCAGCAAACGGUACUUAUUUGAACAAUAACAGAAUAGAAUCUCGUCGUUACUAUGAGCUCCUUGAAAAAGAUGUAAUCAAGUUUGGUUUCUCAACACGUGAAUAUGUUGUUAUGACAUCAGAAACUGACAUGGAUGAUUCAUCUUGAUUAUAUUUUCUGUACAGUGUUUGUAA